UUUCAAAUAAUAUAAUUUGAAAUUAUUUCAAAAUGUACCUAUACUUAAACUGCAAUAUAUUUUGUGAGCUUAUUUACGAUAAAAGAAAAAACGGGAACUGAUUCGAUUAUAUCUUAAAUACGAAGAAUUUCCAAACAUUUCAAUCAUGAAUACUGUGGGCAACAGAAUAACGUACAAAAGAAAACGGCCAAAUCCGAUGUUCCAGGAGUGGCUCGAAGAGUUACACGAGGAAGCCAAGGAAAAAGGCAGUAAACUAGAGCCGAUGCUAAGAGAAGCAUUAGACUCCCUCUCUAAGUAUCCUUUACCGUUAAAUUCGGGAGCAGAAUGUGCUAUACUGAGAGGUUUUCAAAAGAAAUUAUGCAUAUUCUUAGAUAAACGGUUAGAAGUUUACAAUAGUAAUUUGAAUGACUGUAAAGAUGAAGAAUGUAUCGCAACACAUGGUGAAACAUUAAGUGAAGAUAGUUCUAGUGAAAAAGAUCUGAAUCUACACUCGAGCGAUGAUGACUUAAAAGAUAAAAAUAAAUAUCUACCUUUAGAACUUAAUGUGGAUACAGUCAAUCUGAGUAUAAGUUCUGAAUGUUCUUUAAGCCCUAGUUCAUCUGCUUUUGAUAGUUUAAUGAAUAGUUACAAACUAGAUUGUUCUAUCUCCAAAACAAAUUCUGAGCAGCUUGAAUGUGUUUCUCCAAUAAUAGCUAGUCCCUGUUCAAGAAAUGAUGAUGUAAAUAAUUUUAAUUUUGAAGGCAAUUUAAGUAGUCAAAUGAAAAAACAACCUAAAUGUUACAAACCUGUAUAUAGAUCUGGUAGUUAUGCAAUACUAAUAGCAUUGCUAGAAAACUUUAGAGAAAAUCAAAUUAAACCUUUGUUAACCAAGGAACAGUUAAUUGAGAGAGCUCAACCACACUGUGAAGAGUCUUUUGUGAGGCCAAAACCAGAUACAUACUACACAGCGUGGUCUAGUAUGAGUAAGCUGAUAACAAAAGGUUUAGUAAAUAAAACUGUAAAGAAAAAAACAUAUUAUAAUUUGACUGAAAAUGGGAUAAAAUUAGCUAGUGAUUUAUUAAAAGAAUCUAUAAGAAUACCUACUCUGAAUGAUAUUAUUUUUAAUGAUACUCCACAAGUAUAUGCAUCAUCAAACAGUGGUAGUUCAAAAAAUAUUUCAGCAUCCUCACCAAUUACUGUAUCACCAAAUAAUAAUGGCUUAAAAAGUAAUAGCUUGGAACCAUUAUCAAUUGCUGCACCAGUAAGUGCUUGCCAUUUAAGUAACAAAACAUUUGCAUUUAUCGUAUCACUGAAUCUUGAUUGUUUACAGGUAACUUCAUUAGUCAGUACUUCAUCAAGCUUUAAAAGCUUAAAUGAAAAAAGUUCACCAAUUACAUCAUCAAAUAUGAGUAUUUUAGAGAAUAAUGAUUUCAAUUUAUCACCAAACAAUUCAUUAACAAACAUUGAUAGUAUAAAGAAAUGGACAUCAUCACCUAUGGCUGUAACAGUGCACCUUGAAAAUUCUUCAAAUAAAUUUAGUUCAACAGCAUCACGAUCCGGAGCAUCGAUUACAGAUAGCCCAAAGAAGAAUACAUUAGCUUCAUUUAUAGAUUCUGCAUCUGUUGAUAAGCAAAAUAAAUCUAGUUCAAGUCAAUUAUUUAGUAAUGAUUGUUUGAAAGAUACUUCAAAAGGGUCACCUGUUGUUGAAUCAUCAAACCAGGAUCAGGAUACACCAGGAUCAUCAUCUGCUUGUAGCUUAGAAGAUACACUUUCGAACAUUGCAAAAGAAUUUCCAAAAGGGUCUUUUGAUGUAAUACUUCUAAUUGAUAAGAAUGAAACAAGUGGGCUAUCUAAGAAAAAUGAUCCGACAAUGGUUCAGUUUAAAAAGUUCCCAGAUCUCAAACACGAAUAUAGAAGUUUAAAAGUUGGUGAUUUUUUGUGGAUUGCUAGACAUCGUGUUAACAAUGAAGAACUUGUGCUGCCGUAUAUAAUAGAACGGAAGAGAAUGGAUGACCUCGGCGCUAGUAUAAAGGACGGGCGUUUUCACGAGCAAAAAUUCCGAUUGAAGAAGUGCGGACUGAAGCACGUUCUUUAUUUGAUAGAGAACUACGGUAAAAAUAAACAUGUAGGAUUGCCUUUACAGGCAUUGAGACAAGCCUUAGCCAAUACGAAGGUUCAAGAUGGAUUCAAAAUUCACAUGACCGACUCAUUGACUCAUUCCACUAGGUUUUUGGCUAUGAUGACUAAAAGGCUCACUUUAGAGUUUAAGGAUCAAAGUUUAGUAGGCUGUAACCACGAACAGAGCCCCACAAAACUAAUGACGUAUGAAUACUUCAGCAAAACAUCAAUGAAAACAAAAAAAAUGAGUGUAAUGGAAACUUUUGUUAAAAUGCUAGUACAAUUAAAAGGAAUGUCAUUAGAAAAAGCAUUAGCUGUAACUAAUAAAUUUAAGACUCUUAGAUGCAUUAUAGAAGCGUAUAAACAAUGUGGCCAAAGGGAAGGUCAGCUUCUAUUAGCGAAUUUGAAAUAUGGUGAUCUGAAUCGUAACGUAGGUCCGACCGUCAGCAAAUCUGUUUACGAUUUGUUUACAGAAAGAAGUUCGGAAUAACCUUUUGUUUGUAAUAAUUUUAAAUGUACAUAUAGUGUAAAUAAAAUAAAACCAAUUUUUCAAUA
Messenger RNA from Bombyx mandarina (wild silkworm), 2652 nucleotides. RefSeq names its product mus81 structure-specific endonuclease subunit (gene mus81). NCBI's taxonomy places the organism in Eukaryota, Metazoa, Arthropoda, Insecta, Lepidoptera, Bombycidae. Gene Ontology annotation, cellular component: Holliday junction resolvase complex; nucleus. Gene Ontology annotation, biological process: DNA catabolic process; resolution of meiotic recombination intermediates; mitotic intra-S DNA damage checkpoint signaling. Gene Ontology annotation, molecular function: crossover junction DNA endonuclease activity; 3'-flap endonuclease activity; DNA binding. The record is from RefSeq and is a predicted model, not a curated record.